CCGCCGGGCAGCACCGCGCCGCACCGCGCCGCACCGCGCCGCACCGCGGCCGCCCGACAGACUCCCUUCGCACUGACAGCUGCCUCCGGGCACCCCGGCGCAGAGAUGAACCCCACAGUCGGCAUCGCCGUCUUCCUGACAGUCCUCCAGGCCACCCACUGCCAGAUGAUCAAGGACCUGAGAGCCUGCCUCUUGGGCCAGAGUCUGCGGGUGGACUGCCGUUAUGAGAACAAAACCAGCAACCCCCUGACCUAUGAGUUCAGCAUCACCAAGGACAACAGGAAGCACGUCAUCCACAGCACCAUAAGCGUCUCUGAGAAUGCCUACCGGAACCGGGCCAACGUCACCAUGCACAAGAACCUGGUGUGCCUCUACUUGCAGAGCUUCACCACCAGCGACGAGGGCGUCUACAUGUGCGAGCUGAAGGCCACCAAUGACUACACCGGCAACCAGAUAAAGAACAUCACUGUCAUCAAAGACAAACUGGAGAAAUGUGCCGGCUUCAGCCUCUUGAUCCAGAACACCUCAUGGCUCCUGCUGCUUCUCCUUUCCCUGCCUCUCCUGCAAGCCGUGGACUUCGUGUCCCUGUGAAAGGAAAAGCACGCACACUCGCUCACCCAUAUACACACACACACACACACACACACACACACACAGCCCCCCCCCAAGCAAACCCGCUCCCCACCGCUGGAACGUGGCCCUUGGAAAGAGAAGCCGAACGAUUCGAAACGAA
Rhea pennata is the source of this 733-nucleotide messenger RNA. RefSeq names its product Thy-1 cell surface antigen (gene THY1). The coding region runs from base 106 to 591 and encodes 161 amino acids. The transcript has 4 exons. Gene Ontology annotation, cellular component: dendrite; membrane raft; focal adhesion. Gene Ontology annotation, molecular function: GTPase activator activity; integrin binding. NCBI's taxonomy places the organism in Eukaryota, Metazoa, Chordata, Aves, Rheiformes, Rheidae. Gene Ontology annotation, biological process: regulation of cell migration; positive regulation of focal adhesion assembly; negative regulation of neuron projection regeneration. The record is from RefSeq and is a predicted model, not a curated record.